ACAACUUUUUUAGAAACAGGUCUUGCGAACCGAAUAGAAAUUGAAACCUAUCGAUAGACGGCUCACUUAGGUUCGCUAGGCCGAUACUUACACACAUCCUAGGUAUCGGAAGAAUGUACGGUACGCCGUCGCUUUCGUGUCGCUGCUUCCGUUGUAGUUGUUGCUCGUUACAAAAGUUUUGUUCGGCUGGGCUUGCAAUUCAAUUUAAAGUGUGUGUUGCUUGGUGAAUUUGCUGGAAUUAUGAGUAGCGGCUACAAUGCACCUCUAUAUCAUAUACCCGUGGCCGUGGAGUCCCUCUGCCAACAGUCCAUGUACCAACAGCACACCUAUGUGGAUCGCACUCGUAUGGCCAUAACGGAUGUUUUCGUGCAGGAGCAUGUCUCCCAGAGUUCCUGGACAAUGAGCACACCACCAAUACCGAUACGUCCGCCCGUAUUCAUACAAACCGGGCGUGGUCAUUACAUGGGUGGCAAUGCAGCACCACCGCCAGCAGCACCACAUCCACCGCCACCACCACCGCCGUCGCCACAUCGUCCAUCCAUGCACGGACGUUUCACAUAUAUGUCCAUGCCGGGUGUUCAAUAUUAUGCCGCCAGCUCGGCCUCAAUGAGCUCAUUUGGCCAAAUGUAUAUGCAACAUUCAGCAACGGCCUCGGCCAAUAUGGGCGGCAUGUAUGUGCCACAGUAUAAUACAACAUACUCCACACCACGUCCACACCAUCAAACCAAGGAUAAUGCAUGUCAGACCCGUAUUUUUGUCAAGCGCAGCUGCGAUGCAGCCACACAGACAGAUUUAAUUGGCGAUGCUCCGCCAAUAGUCAAGUUUAAAUAUCAAGCAAAUUUAAGCGAUAGCAGCAAGGAGUCAUCGACUAGUCGCAGCUCAUGUGAAAGCAAUGACUGCUUUCCAGGCAUUCUGCAGGGCGAACGCCGCAACUCGGAGAUUAUCCUGCCCAUGCAACGCUUGCAGGAUAUUACACGCAUCUCGCUCAACGGCAGCGACAUUGCCGAGCGCCUGGCCAAUGCUCAUCGUCAGCGUCCGUGCUUCAAGAAGAUGGAUACAUUGUGUGCACGGCUCAAGCAGGAUCUCUUGCGUCCAGAUAGUGUACUGCCGAAUAUCAAUUCGCAGGGCAUUGCCUGGGCUGUCAAGGAUUUCAUAUUUGUAUUCACACGCAUUGUCAACUCGUGGGUGAUCCUCAAGGGCUAUGUCUACAAUACACCCGAUGGCCUCAACAAGAUCAAGGAUGAGUUGCCGAGCGGCUUUAUGGCCGCCUUCGAUAACUGGCAGCUUAGCACAUUGACCAUUGUGGAAAUGAUCAUCAAGUCGUUUGUUAACUUGGAUGGCAUGCUGCAGAAGCAGAAGAAUAGCUUCUGCAAGUUGGACAUUAGCAACAACUGCAAUAGCAGCGGCAAUGGCAGCAGCAAUGGCAUUGAUAAUAGCAGCGAUUCCAAUUCAAGCAAUAAAACUUUGAAUGGCACCGAACCUCCAUUGCCACUAAAUACUACAUUGCAUCUCACCAAUGAUAAUUUGCGUGGCCCGAGCGCAUUUAGCACACCCUAUAACAGCAUGAAGAGCGAUCACACUGUCAAGAGCGAAGACACUAUAGACAACAGUUGCAAUGAGCCGCCGAUGCCGCCACAGGAGCCACCACCACGCAUGGGUGGCCGCUCCAAAUCUGAUUUGAAUUAUUUGUACACCAUGAUCCAGGAUUCGGAAGAGGCGCAACGCUGUGUUAAUGCAAAUGGCACGUAUUUGAAAACCGGCACCUAUACGCCGCUCAAGAAGGAUGCCAAUGCAUCGCCACCACCGCAGAAUGUGCCCAAUAGCUGGAGGUCCACUGCUCAGCCUUUGUAUGCCCGUCAGCAGGCACAGCAACAAUAUCAACAGCAGCAGCAGAAUCAGAAUCAACGUCACCAUCAACAGUACCAGCAGUCUGUACCGUUCGAGCAGCUCAAAUCUGCGCUCAAAUGUCAAACACCCAAGCUAAAGACCCCACAGUGUCGUCACACCGAUGCCAAACCCUAUGCCACACUCAUGGGUCGCGAGAUGUCGCGCAGAUUGUACGAGCUGAGCAAUCGCAUUAUGCAGCUGCAAAAUAUUGACCGUUUCUUCCAAAAACAAUUUACACGCAACUAUUAUCCGUACUUCUUCGAGCGAUGCCAACAUGAGUUCAUUGAUGUGCGCGCGAUUAUCCUGAAGUGUGAGAGCGCAACAUAUCAGCAUAUUUAUCAGGCCAUACAUGAUAUGCGGCGUAUUAUAUAUUUGGUGCGCAGUGAUCUGAAGGAUCAUACCAACAUGGACUUGCGUCUUUAUACCGCUCUUUAUGAACGCUCGAUCAACGAGAUGCUGGCCAAGACACCAUAUCAUCCGAAACAAUUCGAGCAUAUUACAGGAGAGCCGGGCGAAAAGCUGUUCAACUAGACAAUUUAAAUUCCGAGUUCCCCUUUUUUUCAAUUCCGUUUUCUUACCACUUUUAGGUGGAAGUUAAUUAUGAGCGUCGGUAGCACCAAUCAUAGCAUAGCAAAACAUUUUUAGGCACAUACGAAAUUCCUAAUUGCUGUUAGGCUUUCUUUUUUAUGAAUUGAAUUGUGCAAGCUGAAGGUUUUAUCAUAAUUAGCUUGCUGAAUUGGCAACAUUAUUUCUAAAAUAUCUAAAGUCUAAAGUCUCUGUGGAGUAUAAUCAUUGUUCCGAUAUCAGUUUGGCUUUAAUGGUUACAAUUUCAAAUUCUCCAAUUUCUUAAGCAAGCUAAAAGUUUCAUAAAACGAA
Drosophila navojoa is the source of this 2763-nucleotide messenger RNA. RefSeq names its product mitoshell (gene mtsh). Lineage: Eukaryota; Metazoa; Arthropoda; Insecta; Diptera; Drosophilidae. The record is from RefSeq and is a predicted model, not a curated record.